Messenger RNA from Saccoglossus kowalevskii, 2177 nucleotides. Its product is annotated as sialate O-acetylesterase-like. NCBI's taxonomy places the organism in Eukaryota, Metazoa, Hemichordata, Enteropneusta, Harrimaniidae. Gene Ontology annotation, molecular function: sialate O-acetylesterase activity. Gene Ontology annotation, biological process: carbohydrate metabolic process. The record is from RefSeq and is a predicted model, not a curated record.
CAAAAGAAUACAUUGGGCAUGGCGUAGUGGAGAAUGCUUUCGCCGAGUACUAGAAAAGUAAUCAGUGUUUGUGACAAAGACUCAAAUAGACAAUUGAUGCCAAACCUAUAAACAAAUAUGAUAAACAUUUUGUUAAUUACUUUUUUGGUCGUGGCUGUACAGUCAGAACCACCUGCAUUCAGAUUAGCCAGUUACUAUGGCAACCACAUGGUGCUACAAAUGGAACCACAUCAGUCAAUUAUCUGGGGAUAUGGAGAAGAAAAUGCAGACAUUGAAGUGAACUUGAAAGGAAAAAUAUAUACAACAACAACAUACCAAGGUGUAGGGAAUAUUGGAUGGGUAUGGAAAGUGACAUUAGAUGCAAUGUCACCCAGUGGUCCAUUCAAUGUUGAAAUCACACAUACCUAUGAUGAGGUAGUUGAAGGUAUAACAUUAGAAGAUGUCUUGUUUGGUGAUGUUUACCUUUGUAGUGGACAAAGCAACAUGCUAUUUACAGUCAGUAAAGUGAAUACUGUUGCACAUGGUGCUAAGCUGUAUUUCUCUGCUGUAUGUUGGUUCUAUGGUAGGAAUCUCUAUGACCAUCUAAAAUAUCCAAUUGGUUUAAUUGCAAGUAGUUGGGGUGGCACACCAAUUGAGGCUUGGUCAUCUCCGGAUUCUUUGAAGGCAUGUAAUAGGACAGAAACUGACUCAAAAAUCAGUUUGUCUGAGAAUAUGAGUGAUAUAUUUGGAUAUGGUGAAGCCAAUACGUUUCCCGGUAUAAUACAGGAUUCCUAUUCAUGUACCUUUCCUGCAAUGAUAGCUGACUGGAGAAACAAGUUUUACAUUGGUACUGGUGGUACUACUGAUAAACUCUUCCCAUUUGGAUUUGUACAGCUUGGUACUGAUAGCACUGAUUCUACAUUGGUUGAUGGCUAUCCUGCACUUCGUUGGCAUCAGACUGCUGACUAUGGUUAUGUACCUAAUGAGAAAAUGCCAAAUGUCUUCAUGGCAGUUGCCAUGGAUCUAGGAGAUCCUAAAUCACCAUGGGGAAUUGUACACUCAAGAUACAAACAAGAUGUCGGAUAUCGUUUAGCAUUGGCUGGAAAAGCAAUAGCAUACAAUGAAAAAUAUGUCAAUUAUUCCGGGCCUUUCCCGAAUGGUAUAACAAUACGUUCACUAGAUGAUGUUGCAAUUGUUACAUAUGACAGUAAACAUAUCCAAGUGAACCACGAUUCAGGGUUUGAAGUGUGCUGUUCAUCUACAAAUAAUUGUACAUACUUAUCAACUGAUUGGUUAGCUGCCCCUAUCACGUCCAUCAUUGGUACCAACGGAGUUCAAAUCUCUACAAAGCACUGUAGUGGUGCUAAAUUGCAAGCUAUACGUUAUGCAUGGAGGGACUGUCCAUGUGUUUACAAACAAUGUACCAUAUAUGACAAAGACAGCAACUUGCCAGCUCCAUUGUUUGUGUUCUCACUCAAAGAAAAGAUAGUAAAGUGGAUCAAUUAAGAGAUUAUAUUUAAACUAUAUUUAAUAUUCGGUACAAAUAUUUUCUAACAUUUAUUAUGUUGUCAUUACUCAGUGUCAUUUUUUAUAUGAAUCUUGUGUAAUUGGUAUAACCAGUUUAAAACGCAUUGUAUGUUUACACAAAGUUAGAACUCUCCCUUCUUUCAGCAUGGUCACUGCUCCUGAGACCAUUACUUCAGUUGCCUUCAUUUUAUGACAAAAUAUUGCAAUUCAAAUGGUCAGUUGGAUCUUGAAUUGAUUUAUUUGUAAUGUCACUAAUGUAAUGCUUUUUAACCUUAUCUAUUUUGAUCACUUUAAAAUCUUGAUACUAGCAUUGGGUUUGUAAGUUUAAUUUCUUUUUGCUGUAUUAUCAUAUGCGAUUAUAAUGAUCUUGUUUUCAAUGAUCACAGACAAUACACAUUUCUAGAAAUUUUAUUCUAUAUUUUCACAUUGGCUGAUAUUGGACCCUUGUGUGACUCAGAUUACACUCAUUGAAACUUGGCAACACUAGACAAUCAAAUUAGAGGUAAAGAAAAUCUACAACCAACACAAUAAAAGACACAAGUAAUUUUAUCACAUUAUGUAAACUAUACACAGUAGCCGGAAAUAUUCUGUAUUGUAUAAAUGAUAAUUUCGAACACUUAACAUAUCUGAGACAUUCAGUUAACACAAGCAAUAAACUGUAAUUUACUAAA